CACCCGUCUCUCUUGGCACUUAGAAUUUCCCAUCCCCAUCUCUCCUUGCAACCCUUCCCUUUCCGCACCUGUCUCCCUUGGCACUUAGAAUUUCCCUCCCCCGACUCUCCCUGCAACCCUUCCCUUCCCGCACCCAUCUCCCUUGGCACUUUGAAUUUCCCUCCCCCGACUCUCCCUGCAACACUUCCCUUCCCGCACCCGUCUCCCUUGGCACUUCGAAUUUCCCGCCCCGUCUUCCCUUGCACCCGUGACUUCCCGCUCCCGUCUGUCCUUGCCCCUCUUACCUCCCGUCCACGACUCCCUUUGCAUCCGUGACAUCCCGCACUCAUCUGGCCUCGCACCUGUGACAUCCCGCACGGGCCUGUUUGCCCCUUGGCCUUCCCGCCCGUCCCCUGGCCUGACCGCCCCGCACCCCAGCCCAGUUGACCAUGGUGCUUCAGCUCUACCUGAACCUGCUGUCCCAGCCCUGCCGCGCCGUCUACAUCUUCGCCAAGAAGAACCACAUCCCCUUCGAGUUCCAAAGAGUGGAUCUCAUGACAGGGCAGCAGCACUCGGAAGACUUCUCCAAAGUCAAUUCCCUGAGACGGGUGCCGGCCCUGAAGGACGGAGACUUCACGCUGGCGGAGAGCGUGGCCAUCCUGCUCUACCUGAGCCGCAAGUACGGCACGGCGGACCACUGGUACCCGGCGGACCUGCAGGCCCGCGCCCGCGUGGACGAGUACCUGUCCUGGCAGCACACCACCGUCCGGGUCAACGGAAGCAAGCUGCUCUGGUUCAAGCUGCUGAUUCCUCACUUAUCGGAAGAGCCGGUGCCCCAGGAGAAGGUGGAAGGCAUCUUGGAUGACCUGGGAGCCAACCUGCAGCAGCUGGAGGAGAAAUUCCUCCAGGAUCGGCCCUUCAUCGCCGGGGACCACAUCUCCCUGGCCGACCUGGUGGCCAUCGUCGAACUCAUGCAGCCCGUGGGCGCCGGCUGUGACAUCUUCAAGAACUGGCCCAAGCUGGACGAGUGGCGGAUGCGGGUGGAGGAGGCCUUGGGGAAGAAGCUGUUCCGGGAGGCCCACGAAGACAUCCUGAAAGUCCUGGACUUCAGCAGGACGCCCUUGGACGCGCAGCAGAAGGCCAGGUACAAGAUGCUCGUUCAGAAAAUACUCACACCAAAACUGAAAAAGCAGAUUCUCCCAGAGCUCGGCUUGGGCGAGCUGAGUUUAUUUGACCGGAAGAGGGAGGAAAGGGAAGAGAGAUUUCUGGAAGGUUCCCGCCGCUGCUCCACAGGUGCUGAGGUGGCGGGGGGCCCCAGAGUUCAAGCGGGGUACACGUACUGA
This is a messenger RNA of Tachyglossus aculeatus (Australian echidna), 1322 nucleotides long. RefSeq names its product glutathione S-transferase theta-1-like. Gene Ontology annotation, biological process: glutathione metabolic process. Bases 429 to 1322 code for a protein of 297 amino acids. The record is from RefSeq and is a predicted model, not a curated record. Gene Ontology annotation, cellular component: cytoplasm. Lineage: Eukaryota; Metazoa; Chordata; Mammalia; Monotremata; Tachyglossidae. Gene Ontology annotation, molecular function: glutathione transferase activity. The transcript has 6 exons.